Umbelopsis ramanniana AG is the source of this 549-nucleotide messenger RNA. RefSeq lists its product as uncharacterized. The record is from RefSeq and is a predicted model, not a curated record. NCBI's taxonomy places the organism in Eukaryota, Fungi, Mucoromycota, Umbelopsidomycetes, Umbelopsidales, Umbelopsidaceae. The transcript has a single exon. The coding region runs from base 1 to 549 and encodes 182 amino acids.
AUGCGUUGCUUAUCAACAAUUUGCUUAUUGCUCGCUGCAGCUACGGCUCAUGCCGGAUUCGCUGGAAAACAAGUAAAUCCAGCUGGUAUGUCGGUACCCUUGGGUUACGACUUGAUCUACAAAAAGCUUGUUGAGGUCAAUUCAUUGGCUCACGAAUUUCAAAAGACUGGUUCAUUGAGUUCCGCCUAUCAAGUUGUGGUAACAGAGCAGCAGCUAGAGAAGCUAUUUGAAAAUUCUACCUUCCAAUGCACGGCAUUACAGCGCCAGUUCACGCCAGAUGAGGCCAAGUUGCUGUUCGGGCAGACUGCGGACAUAGUAAAGCAGUUUGAUGAUUCUUUACAUACCUUCAUUACCCUCAAGGAAAAGUACGGGCUUGUUUUCAAUGCAGCUGGUAUCGAGUCCCGUAUUAAGGGACUAGAAGACCACGUUGAUCGUCUAGGAGAUUGUUUCAAGGCACAUUUAUCUGAUGAAAUGGCUAAGAAUGCAACUGCAGUCAGAGAACAGAUCGACAAGCUUUUUGCGGACGCUUACGCACAGCUGAAAAACUAA